GCCCCUCUUGAUCUUGACCGCGACCACGCGCAUGUCACAGUCAGACGACUCCGAGUACGCGGCCUACAAUGAUUUCGAGGGCCUCGAGGAGGCAGACUUCGCUUCUCUUGAUGCCUCAACCUCUGCACACUUCGCCACGCCCCAGGGAAAACCAUCACCCGUGUGUCAGCCAGCUGUGGAGGAGCCGACAGCGACCAGUCCUUUCCGACUGUUCAGAAAGAAUGGCACACUGUCUGUCACCGACCUGAUCUCACUGUCGUGGUGCGAAGUCCAGUACGAUUAUGGACUGCGGCAGCGCCGUUCUGCGAAGCUCGAGAAGCGGCCAGCAUCAUUCAAGACUGAGAAGGGCAAGGAAAUCACGGUCCGGAAAGACGUCGCUGCGCGGAAUGACCGGACCACGAAACGAGGACAGGUCAUACACAAAGAGCUGGAGAGAGAGGUCAAGCCUGUGGAGAUAGAGGUCCUCAUCGCUUCGGACGAGGAGCGUUGGGCUCUUCGGAUUCUCAAUUUGCUCGAGAGCCUGUCGAUACUCAAGUUGGAGCCGCGGACGCGUGAAAUCCCGGUUUUCGGUAUGAUAGACAACGUCGUGGUUGUGGGAAUUGUGGAUGAGCUUCAAAACAUAUCCAUCGCCAGUUCCCCCGCAUUACGUGUGAUUGAUACGAAGACGCGGAUAUCCAAAUCUCUGCCUUCUGACGCCGACGCGGAACCAGCCAGGUUGCAGGUGAUGCUGUAUCACUCGCUUUUGACACGACUGCUGGAUACAUCCGCUCCCUUCGACUUUGAAAGUCUCUGGCGCAUGUCAAAAGUCAACAGGAACACUGAACUCUCUACUCGGUUCCUCGAACAGGUCGGCCUCUCCCUAGGAACGAGUUCCCCUACAUCUCUGGUGGAGGUGUCGACUUACUACCACCGGAGAAUAGUAGAAUUGGAUCUUCCUCCCCUCGACGAUGUCUUGCAGGUCGUCUAUCGACCCCAGAAAAAAGCGAUUCUAAGGUCACUGAGGCCAGCCCGUCCUACACGAGAAGCAGAGGAUCUGGCCCGCGCCAUUGAAUUGAGUUUGGCCGAUCAAGCGGAUGCCGAUCUCGCCCAAGCUCUGCGCGCCAGUUUGUGGGACCCCGGCACUGGUAUUCCAGAAGACUCCGCCCCCGUGCAGACUGGUUCUUCGAACAUCCGACGGGAGGACAUCGUACCUGCCGCUUCUGGUUCUGCCGAUGGUGGCGGCGUGGAAGGUACAGUGGAUGGUAAUACAAUCCUCGGGACCAAAGAGUUCGUUUUCGAUUCACCGACGCUCAACGUUUAUGUCAAGAGCGCCAUGCUGUGGUGGAAGGGCCGGCGAAAACCGCGUGGGGUUUCUGAGUCGCAGACAAGACGGUGUUUCUCCUGCGAAUACCGCGAAGGGUGCGAGUGGAGAGAGGAAAAGGCUGCUGAGGCCGAGGAAGAUGUCCUCUGGCGCCAGCUUGGAGACUGGUGAACUCGAAAUAAUCGGGUUCAGGUUGUCUGUCGAUGUUGUAUUUUGGGCGGUUUCAACUUAUCUAACAGAUAUAUGAUGUUCCAUUAUGAUGUGAAGAACAUCGCACGGGGCGAUGGCAAUGUUGAGGGAAGCACUUGACAAAUCCAUCAUGGUCGGCCAGUCAAUGAGCCGACUCUACUUGCAUAUAAGCGGAGCGGCAAAUCCCGAGUUCACUUUGGUCUGUACGAUCCCUGUCAUCGGCGAACAUCUCGUUCUGGCUAGCAACAGCCGCCUCACUGAUGUAGGCAGCCUUUCUCCUCGCACCAGUCACUCGUUUCGCGUGUCUUGUGACGGACCGCGCUUCGUUGACCCUGUUCCAGCUUUUAUUUUGUUCGGCAGUUGGAUCCCACGGGAGUCCAUGACAUGCAGCUGGCUGGUUUCAAUUCCUAUGAAGUUGAACACGAGAAUUGGACUGAAGCUCUGGGAUUCUUUUUAGUUGCGACGGGAUAGCAGACCGGUUGCAUCAUGGAUCCGGGAUUUCACGAAAUGAGAGGAAACCGAGGGAGCCCAGCUGCUGAAACCCGAGUGCAGAUAGCCUGCGAGCAGCACGAUCGCUCAUGUACUUGCUCUCAGUGGCGGAGGCCUUUGCGAUCACGGGACAAAGCAAGCAAAGGGCGUCUGAAUGACCAGGCUUGAACUUGGCAUUUUAUGCCAGCGGGCGCGUGGUAUCUUUCGAUGGAGAUUCUCCGCUCCCCUCCCUUGUUGAGCGGAGAAGAUCAGGUCACUGCCCCCGUGGCCAAUAGUUCAUCAGAUGCGAAUGUCGGUCGUUGUUCAGCGCUCAGCACUGAACGGUUGGCUCCAGGGGAAGUCAGGUUGAAGGUGGUAGGUGCAGGUGAAUGAGCGCCUUGAAUAGACAUCUGAGCACCGCAUUUCGACAUCACUACUCCUGCAUUACGUGAACAUUUGAACGACCUUACUUGUUCGGAAAAUAGUUACGGCAGAUGCGCUCGGCAUGGGAGAAACGCUCGAGUAUGGAGUUGCUUUGAAAGCGGCUUUCACUGCGUCGGGAUGAACCUCCUGCCGAUUAAGUUGAAUGCCCAGCCAUUCCUGAGCCACAUGGUCGGUGCGCGCUAGAUAUCGCCAUGAUGUUGCAGUGCUCCAGACUCCGGACCCCGGAUUCCGGACUCCCGCCUGCCUUGGCGAGCGCUUGACUAAGCCCUCCCGUUCACAGCUAUUUCCGACUUGUGAUGCGCACAGGCGUCACAAGAGACCGGAAUAGUUCCCGCCCGUGUGCAAAAGAGGCUUCUGCUCCACGCAGUUUCUCCGGUUUUGAGAUCAAUGUUCACAUCAUAUCAAAGGAAGCUUUUUUGGAAUUUAGUUGCUUAGCCGCGAGAAAGGCGACUUCUGAACUUGGCCAUGCCGAA
This is a messenger RNA of Mycena citricolor, 2874 nucleotides long. Lineage: Eukaryota; Fungi; Basidiomycota; Agaricomycetes; Agaricales; Mycenaceae. The record is from the annotation of a GenBank genome assembly.